Messenger RNA from Alternaria arborescens, 672 nucleotides. RefSeq lists its product as hypothetical. The record is from RefSeq and is a predicted model, not a curated record. The transcript has a single exon. The coding region runs from base 1 to 672 and encodes 223 amino acids. Lineage: Eukaryota; Fungi; Ascomycota; Dothideomycetes; Pleosporales; Pleosporaceae.
AUGGGAGAUGUAACCGAGCUCCUGGCUUCUCUUGUAAACGAUCCGGAUCCAAUACGUCAAGCUGGAGUCGGUCUACAUGCAACCUCCUCUCCAUCGUCCUUCACAGCAAUCAACACGAGCAUUAUUACCAACACCGCUAUCAAGAGAAAUACGUCUGAGCCUCGCAGGUCGAACAAAAAGCCAAAGACAGCAUUCGAUCUCAACAAAGAACACAAUGGACCAGAUACGGCUCUCAAUCCUGAGCCUCUUCACCAGAUUGAUGCCAUGACUACAAUAUCCUCUUCAGGGACGAGAUCUGCUACCGUUAUUUCGUCUUUUACUUCAAAUGUCGACCCCAAGCGUAAACCCAAAACCGGCAGACACAGCAAAGGAAAGGCCGCCAAAGAAGAUCUUUCCUCAUCACGCAAGUUCUUGGAAAGCACAGCCUUUGAGACUGGAUCAGCAGCUGCUGCGGAAGAAAAGACAACAAUCGAGAUACACAAAUCGGCAAAGGAAGCAGAAUGGCAGUUAUUUCAGCACGGACUGGGUUGGCAUGAGGGACGCGAUCCUUAUGGUCUAGCUAGUCAACCGUAUCAUUGGUGGGAAGAACUAGUACCUUGGUGGGUGUGCAGAAUGUGCAAAGAAGAGGAUGAGAGAACGAGGGAAGGUGGUGCAUGGCUGUCGCAAGGCUGA